AUGGAUACCGAAGACAGUGAUGUGAGCAAUGAGUCACUUGGUAGUCACUUGGAAGAAGAUUUUGGUCCAGAACAAUCAGGGUUAUUGUCUAACGAAAACUCAUCUCACAUGGCAAGCAGUCCCGGAAAGCAGGAUUCGAAAUUACCAUUUGGGGGCGAUAUUCCACGUCUGAGUGUUUCUAUGACACCCUGGCGCACUUCUGGACCCAAAGAGCAUAGUUUCGAUACCUUGCAUCACAGCUAUGUCGAUUCAAACCGUGGCUCAGAACCUCCACAUCCGCUGCCAACACUUGACGCAUCGCCGCUCAAUUCAAGGCCCCGCACCCGUAAUUCUCUGUUUUCUGAGUAUGGCUUGUCCAGUACGGCUACCGCAUCCGCAUCAGCCUCUUCCUCUGCGGAAAUUGAGAACUUGCAGCGACAAUUGACGACAUAUAAACUCAAAUUACGCAUACUCACAGAAUUACUACGAGAAAUCAACUAUACUCGAGACGGUAGCGCAGAAGACGGCAUAACUCGAAACCAGACUUAUGCAAAGCUCAUUGAAAAGCUUCCUGGUCCCGAUAAGGCAGGGGAUAUACCUAAAGAGCUAAAUGAGCUACGACAGACGCUAGACAUGAAAAACAAAGAGCUUAUAGAGCUCAAACAAGAACUCGUGUCAAGUAAUGAGGAGUACCGCACGGCUUUGAACGACAUUAACUCGUACCUUGAGCAUUCUGAUGUGAUUGCUGGCAACAUUGACGAACUCUUGGGCUUGUUUUCCGCGAACCUGACACUCUCACCGGAAGAAACUGACGCGCUGGAAAAGGCGCGUGGCAUAUCCAAUAACUUCGUGGAUCUCAAAAUAAAUGCUCUGGCCUCCACCAUACGGAGAUUCUUGAGUAUAUACUCUUCCUCGCAGAACCAGGAAACUCAAGAUUUUACGAAUUCUACCACGUAUGAAGAAAACCUUGCCACUUCUCACUUUUUGGAUCCUCGACUGGAGGGCGCAAUAGAAACGAUGCAUGAAGAAUACAAUGGCUUUUUGAGAAGCUUGCAGGACAAAAUGAUGCAUUGCGCAGAAACGGAGAGAAUUCUCGAGCAAAAGCUUGACAAACAAAAAGAUCUUUUGGCCGAAUUUGCCACGUUCUAUGACAACAGGGCCCCCAGAGAUAAUGAAGAUGAACGAUUGCAUAGAAACGAGGGUGAUGAUCAUUUAGCAACUACUGCCUUGGAUGUCAAUCCGCAGUCAUCAACCAAUGUGGAUUACUCGGGCAGUGACGUGGUGAAAGACAGACGAAGCGCAGAACACCAGGUUUCCAACAGCGAAAAUGAGAUUGAUGGAAAGUUCGCAAAGUCUUUCGAUCUUGAAGGAAGCUUGACGAAUGAAGUGGCAUUCAAUAAGUGGUUGGACGAAAAGCAACGUCUCAUGAGCCAGCUCUCGGCUGCUGACACUGAAAUUCGGCUACUCACGACGGAGGUAGAAUCACUCAAGUCGGAAAAUUCCCUUCUGCGAACUGAAUCGGACAAUGCACUUGCCGACCUCGAGAAAACGCUUAAGCGAGCCGUUAGAAAGUCGGGUCUUUAUAUAAGUGAGAACCGCGAAAUGCAUUCCCAUGUUCUUGCAAUGGAGCAUGAACUACAAAUUAUCACAAAUCAAAAUCAAGAGCUUCAAAAGGGCGCUCUAAACAUCGGAAGGGAUCAUUCAUUGCUGGAAAACGAAUACCAAAAGUUUCGAAACCAUUUGUUACUGCACCUCAAUAAAGUAUUUGACGUCUUCGAGAAGGUCCUACAAAAACAUUCCAUAAACCAAGCCAAGGGUAAGCUUAAGGCACUGGAAGAUUUUAGCGCUAAUGACAAUCACAGAGUCUCACAUGCUAAGCUAGAGUCACUUUAUGUCUUCAUCGAAACCGCCGUCAAUACGAUAGUUGAAGAGCACGCCAAGAUAUUGUUAAAAGAAAAGGAAAAAAGGUCCUCGCGUUUGCCAUCGCAAGAAGAGGAUCCUAACAAGAAUUCAAGUUUGCGGAUCGAGUUUCUGGAGCGUAAAUGGGUAGCAGAACGUGAAAGGAGAAAAUUGGAUGCCGCUGCUGCGGAAUACAGAAUUUUACGCCUGGAGGAUGAAAACAAGAAAUUGAGGCAACGUCUGAGGCAGAGUUUUCAGGACGAACAUUAA
Lachancea lanzarotensis is the source of this 2148-nucleotide messenger RNA. RefSeq names its product LALA0S14e01310g1_1 (gene SPC72). Bases 1 to 2148 code for a protein of 715 amino acids. The transcript has a single exon. Lineage: Eukaryota; Fungi; Ascomycota; Saccharomycetes; Saccharomycetales; Saccharomycetaceae. The record is from RefSeq and is a predicted model, not a curated record.